AUGGCGUCUGUUCAGCAAAUUGUGAUGCACCCAUACGUGUCCCAGCUCCUGAAAUUCUGGAGCACUACCGUGGGCCGCGACAAGUCUGCGCGUACCGUCCAGUACCUGUCUCGCUUCCUCGCAUGGUACUACAUGACGGUUGGCGCGCCGAAAGAGUCGGUCGCGCGCUUCUCCUCGAUCAAGUCGAACAUCGGCCUGAGUCGUAAGCUCUUCCGUAUCGGCAAGUUCCUGGAGCACUUCCAGGCCGCGCUCAAAGCCACGAGCAUUUCCGACGCAGUUGUGCGCUUCACCGCCAUUGGGCGCCAGCUCGGCUACGCCAUGUACCUUAUCCUCGAUGCACUGCAAUGGGCCCACGGCGCCAAGGCGGUUCAGUUCUCCAAGGAGACGUACGAACGGAUCAGCAAGAACGCCGCGCGCUUCUGGCUUACCGGUCUCACAUUCUCGCUUAUCAGCGGUGUGUACAAGUCGUACAACCUUGCGCAGCGCGCCAAGUGGUGCCAGCGCCCGCGCGCGACGCCCGAAAAAGAGGCUGAGCGCCGCGUUGAGCUGCACCAGAUUGCCGCAGACACCAAGGCUGUGCGCCUUCAAAUGUUCCAGGACUGCUGCGACUGGGUCAACCCCGGCACAUCCACGGGCUGGAUCAAUGCGAACGACGGUAUCAUUGGCAUUGCCGGCACUAUCAGCUCUUCGCUGGGCGCGCGUAGCCAGUGGAUCAAGGUGAAUGGCUCGCCGAAAAAGUAG
Malassezia vespertilionis is the source of this 741-nucleotide messenger RNA. It is a transcript of the gene PEX11, whose product is annotated as Peroxisomal membrane protein PMP27. The transcript has 3 exons. The record is from RefSeq and is a predicted model, not a curated record. Bases 1 to 741 code for a protein of 246 amino acids. Lineage: Eukaryota; Fungi; Basidiomycota; Malasseziomycetes; Malasseziales; Malasseziaceae. Gene Ontology annotation, cellular component: peroxisomal membrane. Gene Ontology annotation, biological process: peroxisome fission; regulation of peroxisome size.